Messenger RNA from Ilyonectria robusta, 1809 nucleotides. RefSeq lists its product as uncharacterized. The record is from RefSeq and is a predicted model, not a curated record. Bases 1 to 1809 code for a protein of 602 amino acids. NCBI's taxonomy places the organism in Eukaryota, Fungi, Ascomycota, Sordariomycetes, Hypocreales, Nectriaceae. The transcript is spliced from 6 exons.
AUGGCCAACAGUCAAGACGUAUGCGCAUACUCGUGCGAUGAAACACCAGGAGAGCUCGAGCCGUAUGGUGACAUCGCAGGCCUAGGUGUCAUCUCCAGCUUUUUAAUUACUUCCUUUAUGCUAGUCACCUUCCUCACGAUAUUCUAUCUCGUCUUCCACAACCCAAACUUGGAUCCUUUUCGCCCGAUGAAUGAUAUGACGACUGAAACCCAACACCCGAAUCCAGUUGACCGCGCAUUUCUUAACACCUUCCGCAGGGGGACUUCCUUGCAAGACAUCUCGUCAAGAUUUUCUGGCUCUCGGGCAAGCCAGCUUGAGUCUAUGCUCAACAAGGUCGAUAGUCACAGCUUCAUUUUUUUUAUUCUGGAUGGUUAUCAUUCGCAGUGUAUUUUGAUGUUUGCAGACAUCCAGAUUUUCACAAGUAUAGCUAUUCUAGUGAGUGGCUAUACUGCCCUUCAAUGUCGGCUAUCUGAAUAUCAUUGGCAAAUUAUCGUUCACCUCGCCUGGUUUGCCUCAGUCACACACCUUGCGGCACUAACAUUUCUACGGCACUACCUUAUUAAUCACCCAACUGAGAAAACCUGGAGAGUAGUAGCAAUGCUCAUUGUGUUGAUCUUGUUGAUUGUAGCCAUGAUCCCAACGUCACACUUUACAUGGGCAAACGGCUAUGAUCAGCAGGACAAAAAAUACGGAUUGGUUAACACAGCCAAUAACUACGCAGUCUGUUCUUAUAGACCAAGUGUGGAUAUAGACACGUUUGCAUUUCAGUCCAUGCUGAUUUCUGUACUCCUCUUGAUUUACGGAUACUUGAUUCGUUUAGCUAAGAUGCGGUCUGGUCUCGUAAAUAGCCUGCGUGGAAUGGCCUCUACACUUAAGGAAAAGUCAACAUCUCGUUUAGAGAAUUGGAAUCCUAACCUUAGCCAGUCAGUACUAAGGAUAAUGCUCAGUAUUACCCUGGAACCUAUUUCAAUCGCCGCGUUCCAGGUCCUCCACGUACAACUGGAUCUUCUCACUUCCCUAUUUUCAGAGAUAGGUGUUAUGGCUGGUGUUUUCUACGGCAUGGGAAACCAACAAGAUCUUCUCGACUCGAGGUCACAGUCCCGGUGGCGAAAACACUUGGACAUUUGGCCAAGUACUUCCCUUAGUGUUACUCAUCGCACCACUGUUGUCGAUCGUGGCGUUUAUCAGGUGAAUCAUGAGCUCGCAGAGAUGCAUACUGUCAACACACAUGGUAGAACGGAAGGGAUUGAAUACACACAAAUUGACUCCCAACCGAAUGACAUACAUUCCGAAUCUCACCAGGGCCUCUCUGUGAAUGCAACUAGAGUUCAAUAUGAAAACUCCGGUUCUUUUCAAGGUGUGGUCUUUCUCGCGGCCUGGUCAUAUUUCCACUUUGGUAUAUUUCUUGUUACUUUCGGCUUGGGUAAACCAAGUUCACUUGCAUCCUCAUUAGCACUUGAAUUCUUUGUCUUUCAACCUGUCUUUCAGCUUCUGUGGGCAUUAUUGUGUUUAUGGCUAUCAAAGUUAAAGUUGCAGAAGUGGAUAUCGUCUUCUCUUUACUUUUUGGUUUUCCUUGCGAUUCUCAAAACGCAAACAGAUCAAUUUCUCAUUGACCCUUUCGAAGCAAAAAGGCUUCCUGUUUUGUUUAUCGCCUACGUACUUCUUGUCAUCUUGUCUAUCUUUUAUCUGUCCAGCCAGCAUACCUCAGUCGGUGUUAAGCCUGUCAAGCUGCUAGUGGCAGCCGUUAUGCAACUUAUGAAUUAUGGUUUGAAAAUCGGUCUACUCCUAUAUUACUUCAAAAACGGGUAA